Messenger RNA from Macaca mulatta (Rhesus monkey), 3326 nucleotides. Lineage: Eukaryota; Metazoa; Chordata; Mammalia; Primates; Cercopithecidae. The record is from RefSeq and is a predicted model, not a curated record.
GCGCCCCCCGCUGGCCGGGCCGGGCGGAGACUGGGGAUCGGGUGGGGCCACCGGCGUUCGCGCGGUGCCGCUUGGGUCCCUGAGCCAGUCGGUACGCUGCGGGAAUGCGCACUCUCCCAUCGGCCCAGAGCCCUGCCCUCCCCGCGCAGGGCCCACGUUUUCCGAGAAUCCAAAACGGCCUCCAAGUGUUAGCGCCGAGCGCUCCCGGCCGCACCCCGCGAGGGAAUCCUCCGCAGGCCGGGACUGGGGGCGCCGUCAGUCAGUAUUGGGGCUACGCAGGCUCUGGCCCUGGCCCUGGCUGGGGGCCCAGUUCUCUGCAGCCUUGCACGCCGGCAGGCACGGCUCCCGGCUCGGGGGCUGCUGGCUGCCCUUCCCUAAUUGGGAUUCUCGGCCUCUCGGAGGCCCCGGCUGCGGACUGGGGCUUCCAGCGGGAGGCUGGGCCGCGGGGCUCGGGAGCCUUCCCGGGCUGGCAAGGCGCAUUGGACCGAGGGCGGGGCGAUGCGCCCGGGGCCCGAGCCGGACCAGCUGCGCCUACCUCCGGGGCAGGCUCAGUGGGAACCGUGCGCCUGGCGGCUCCACCCUUCUCCCGGGCCGCUGCCACGCCCUCCAGGACAUCUUGUAAAGGGAUUAGCACUUUUUUCCUUUGCUCCUCUUGCCCCGAGGGCCCUUGCUUACCCCUAAACUCAGAGUCGGGCGCCACCAGGUCCGGGGGAGCCCGGGGCACAGGCGGUCCCGGCAGUCAGCCUUCGAUUCCCGCUCCAUCCCCAUCCCCCUUUGUCCGCGGUGGAUGCGGCGCCGGUUCUCAACCCGCAGGGCCUGGGGCCGGGCCUCGGUCUCUUUUCCCCGUGGCAGCCCCAGGCCCUGUGGGGCAGGGAAGGGGCCCCGCGAUCUCCCAGGCAGGUCCGAGAGGGAUGUGUAGAUUCAUUCUCCCGUGGAGAACAGGUGGCCCCGAGAUCAGGCCCUUUUUUGCUCUUUGUAUUUUAUUUUGAAACUGUAUUUAAUGCUUUUAUAUGAAAGGGGGAGGGGCGGGGACAGAGGACCCAGUCACCCUUAUGUGCAAAUGUCUUAUUUAUUAUGCGUGUAUCAGAGAUAAGCUGUGAGAGGUGGUGGAGGGAGGACCUGAAGGAAGGAGGAGCGAGGGCAGAGGCGGGGACGGGAGGACCCCAACUAGCUGUGCUGAUGUUACUCUUGCUGGGAGACCCCGGGCCCUACUGUCUGCUCUUCACAAAGCCAGGCUGCUGCAGGGACAGUUCCCUCGGUCCUAAAGUCGGGGCGGGGAGGCUAGUGGGUGGAACUUGAGGGUUAGGUCUGGAGAAAGAGAUGCCCUGGCAGCGGGGGCCAGCCCCUGCUUCGGGGUGGGAAAGCAAAGGGCAAAGAGGAGGUCCCUCCUCUCACUCCUGACCCCCAGGCCAGAACCCAAGGUUCAAGUGCCUCAGGCCCAGUCCCCUUGACUCUUCCUGUUUGGGAGUUGGAUUUUAUACCACGGAUUUUAUAGCAUUUUUAUAUAAUUCAAGAUUGUCAGAAUUGGAAAGGGCCCUGAGAUCACUAGUACCACCCUCCUCCCCUUCACAGAUAGGUAAAUUGGAGCCCAGGAACCCAGAUGGCCAUACAGCCAGGUAGGCACAGUAGAAGAACUAGAAUGAAAAUUCUAGCUCCCGACUCAGUGUUCUUUACCCGAUACCAGGCUGCUUCCCAAUUCACUGGUUAUUAAAAUUUAUCAGGCCUGCCGAAGGAUUGACAUGCUGGGCACUGCAGGCCACCACAGUGGAUAUAUGACUCCUGAAGGUGGCAAAGCCCUGCACACUGCUUUGGGAUGAGCACGCUGAGCUCUGCAAGGCCUCAGCUGGAAGGCGCCGUGGGCUCGGCCUUCCUCUCCCCAGCAGAACUCGAGGCGGGGCGCUGCCACCGGGCCCAAGGCCUCCUCGGCAGGGGGCUUUGUUCUUUUUGUUGUGGAGGCCACCAGGGAUUCAGGAAGAUCCUGAAUGGGUUGUCAGUUGACUGAAAAGUAAAUUCCCAGUGAGUUUGAACCUCCAGGGUUUUGGGGACAGUAUUAAAAGCUUGAGAACGGAGAUUAUGGAUGGCACCAGGCUGUGCACUGCCAUUCUUUUACUUUCCUUCAUGUAUUUUUUCAGAUCCAGAGUAUUAACACCCUCAAUAUUACUCUGCCUGCUCAAAAACAGUAGGUAAAUUGGGGCAACCAAUUUAUAAUCACUCAAGCCCACUGCCAAAGUUCAGAUAAGCCAGGGCGGAGGAGUUAGAGGUUUUCCCCCCUCCACAGGCAGGGAGAGGCCUCAGGAGGAGAGUGGACAUGUUUACUGAGACAGCCCCAAACACACCAGCUCAAAGUGUGUCUCAGAGCAGCAGCAUCACCUUAGGAAUCUGCCAGAAGUAAAAAUUCUUGGGCCAUACCCUAGGGUUACUGAAUCAGAAACUUGGUUGGGGCCUAGCAGUCUGUUUUCAUGAGCCCUUCACUGAUCUUAAUGCAGCUGAAGUGCUGGGCACCCGUGAUGGGGAAGGGCUGCGGUCGUGAUUCCGGUGAUUUCUGCUUUGUUGGAAGUUACGGCCUCACAGGUUAGAGGCUGCAAGUUGAGUUGGCCUUCUUGCCUAGGUGUGCCUCCUUGCCUUGGGAUUCUGACAUGAACAGGUGAAGUCUCCAUGAUUUUUUUUUUUUGUUAAUGGUAUGCUUGCUAUUAUGGCCAAUAUGUAAAUGUUACUCUGAAUACAUAUUUAUAUACCAUGUUACUUAGUGACAUUAUUCAGACAUUUGUAUGCGUAUUUGUGAAGUUGUUUGCAUCAGUCAUUUAAAGAAUAUUUCAGCCUAAGUUUUCUAAGAGGUAUGUUGAAUACAUUUUUAAAAGCCAGCUUAAGGGUCACAGCAGCCUUAGUUUAGGAGAAGAGCUAAUCACAGGUGACCACUCAAGUUUUUUCAAUGAAGACCUGAUGAUGUAUUUAGUUCCCAUUUUCCAUGGUGAUUGACUCAAUUUAAGUGCAUUGUGGCUAUAUGUAAUUUACAGGCUGCUUUACGUUGCAGGUGGGGAAAUCUCCUAGGCUGGUGUGAGGCCGAUCUGGGAUAAAAGACCCCCUGACCCCUCCUCAUUCUAAGGUCACCACCUCUUAGAGGGUCUCUUAUUUUCUUUCGGAGAUCAAAUGCACAGUUAUGCUCUACAACUAAAUUCUGCAGUCUUGGGAAUCCUUACGAUUAUCAACUGUUAGUCACUUUUUAAAGCCCCCAAAGUGGAGUGAGGAUAGGGGGAGUGGAAGCAGUGUUUGGUUCUUACUUUACCCAAACUGUGUAUAAAGAAUAAAGUUAGCAGAAUGAUGCCACA